Molecule: messenger RNA, 348 nt
Organism: Linum trigynum
Lineage: Eukaryota; Viridiplantae; Streptophyta; Magnoliopsida; Malpighiales; Linaceae
Source: the annotation of a GenBank genome assembly
AUGCAGAAUCCUCACGGCGGCGUUCAUCCCGAUGCGCCGCCGCAACUAGCCCCCGGAGUUGAUCGAGGCCGGCACUCCGGGGGUGCCGAACAUACAGCCAGACGACCCGAACCCGCGGGCGCCGAAGAAGCAGGAGAGCCACCUGGCGGCCGGAGGAGGAGGGAAGAAGGCGGCGGCGGAGGCGGUGAAGCUAUCGUUCGUGAGGGAGGACAGGGGGAAGUUCGAGCUGACCGAUCUACUGAAGGCGUCGGCGGAGAUAUUGGGAGCCGGGGGCUUUGGUUUUUCGUACAAGGCGGCGCUGACUUCCGGGCAGGUGAUGGUGGUGAAGAGGUUCAAGCAGAUGAAUAA